This is a messenger RNA of Wallemia mellicola CBS 633.66, 453 nucleotides long. RefSeq lists its product as hypothetical. Lineage: Eukaryota; Fungi; Basidiomycota; Wallemiomycetes; Wallemiales; Wallemiaceae. The record is from RefSeq and is a predicted model, not a curated record. Gene Ontology annotation, molecular function: phosphatidylglycerophosphatase activity. The annotation marks the transcript as partial. The transcript is spliced from 3 exons.
AUGAGUGUUGCAGCGAUAGCAGCUACGAUACGUUCAGCCUUUAAUCCGAAGCUGCUGAAACCUUCUAUUAGAGUCGAUGACUUCAGUGCACUUAAACGUAAAGGAAUCACAGGAAUAGUUAUAGAUAGAGAUAACUGCUUAACACUCCCAAGACAGGAUUACGUUAUAGAAGAAAUACAGUCCAGCUGGGAUGACUGCAAAAGCGUAUUUGGUAAUCGUUGUGUCAUUUUGUCGAACUCUGCCGGUACAUCUAAAGACCCGGGACUUAUACAAGCUAAUGUUGUUUCACGGAAUACAGGUGUAGAUGUUCUUGAACACAGUGAUCCUAAACCUUCCUCAAGACUCAAGGCACCAUUGGAGGCUAGAUUUGGUGCACUCAACAACGUGGCAUUUAUCGGCGAUAGACUGCUAACAGACGUCUAUAUGGCUAAUAAUUUCGGUGGUGUUUCAAUC